AUGCCUAAACCCACUCAUUCAGCAUCUGCCUCGCCCGCCCGCAAGACGGCGCGCCGCCGCGUCCGCCGCCAGCGUUCUCGUGCUCGACGUCUCAACCAACAACGUGCCAGCGGGCCUUCCAACCGGCGGCCCGUCAAGCGAAGAAAGCUCCGUGAUCAAGCUUCGCUGGAUCUCGGAGAAUGUCUAUACGAAUGUCAAGAACGUGGCUACCACAUGGAUUCCGAUGUUUGCCUUGGGCGAGGAGUGUUCUCUACUGGGAACCAAUACCCACUUCUCGAUCUGGAUGUGAGCGACCCGGAACCCUCCAUCGAAGGACCCUCACCGGACCUCCCGCACUCCCCGCAGAGCCUUGCAGCUCUCAUGCAUCCUGCAAGUUAUUAUUGUCCUCCGAGUCCCGAAGUCGAAACGCAAAGAGCCGUGCUUAAGCCGAAAAAGCCACGCAGUUUCAAAGAGAUCACACAAUCUCCAUCUUCUUUGUUCCCCAUGUCCUUCGGUCAUGGAGGCUCUGAUGCUGGUUUUAGAGUCAAAAUCCCCGACGAACUUGCGGAUCCACCUGUUGAGGAGCAGCCACGCCAGUACCGCAUAGGAUUCCUGGAUAACAUACAUAUCCCUAGUCCGACACUAUACCGCAGCCUGAGCCAAGGAAUGCCUAGCUCAUCCACAGAGAAGGAGUUUCCUUUCUUUGAAUUCGCCUACGGUCAACCUAGGCCCGAGCCUGACUUUACAAGUUAUCGCACACUCGGAGAUUCAGAGAGGCUAUUAGAAGCUGGUCUACUAACCGGCCCCGAAGUGUCAACCUCCUUUAAGUCUUCACUACCGUUGACGAAUCGAACCUCUCUCACACAGCGCGCCGCGUUUUCACCUGGCCAAGCAGCGGACAAUAGCGCCAAUGACGGUGGUUCGGAGCAAACGCCAGGUCGAACAUUAACCGAUCAAUUUCCAAUGCCUGGUCGCUACCCUUCUAUUUCAGACGAGAUCCCCAGACCUAAAAGUCCGCAUCCAAAUGCUAUUUCCAACAUCUCCUGGUUCUACGAUGCAAAGGACGACACUCUGAUAUUUCCAAUGUUGUGGUCUUCUGGUUCCUUGCAGGAUGUUGUGUCUAGCAACCGAAGUCCCAAUAACACUGUCGAGACAGGGGCCAAUCCAGCUGCCAGUGCCGAUGAUCAUGAUGCCAUGUGCCGGAUCGAUGUUUUUGACAUGCUUCCUACUUCGUUACAGCCUUGUUAUGCAUCCGGACGACGUCCAUCGACUCUGGACCUUGACGAUUGCGUCAAAUGCAAGCCUUGCGAGACAGUCAGCUUGUCGCUUAGCCCUCACUCGUAUGCACCGUCAGGACGUGCAGACACCAGCAAGGACAUCGUGCAGGUGACACUCCACCGCCAUCCUUUUACCGGGUGGCCUUUUGCACAUUGCGGCGUUGACAAUGGAACGGAUGAGCCUCGAACGUCACAGCGGACUGUGGACAGCCAGGUCGGUGGAACGGAGAAUGAUUUGAAGAUGGUCGAGUGGGUGAAGGGUCUGGGUUUCCCGGCUGAGCCAUCAAAUUCCAAUGGAAGCGUUUCGAGCGAUGAUAUACCUCAGCCACGUCUCAAGUCCGCAACCGCCCCUUCAACUUCCCCAGCUCGUGAAGCGAAUCCGACCAUGCCUGGGCAAGGACCUGAAAUGGCCGCCCCUAGAGGUCCCGACGACAAACAGGCCGGGGUGGACGCAGCCGAAGACGAGGGUUAUUACACCGCCAACGAACAUGACACCGAUCUUGAAAUUGUGACUGGAUAUCAAAGUGAGGAUGAAUGGGCGGAAUGGGACUGGGACUGGAAAUCGGAGUCGGGUGAGGAGGAGGCCGACAGCCGCAUUGGACUUUACGCCACAGAUUGGGAAUAG
This is a messenger RNA of Exophiala dermatitidis NIH/UT8656, 1881 nucleotides long. RefSeq lists its product as uncharacterized. The record is from RefSeq and is a predicted model, not a curated record. NCBI's taxonomy places the organism in Eukaryota, Fungi, Ascomycota, Eurotiomycetes, Chaetothyriales, Herpotrichiellaceae. Bases 1 to 1881 code for a protein of 626 amino acids. The transcript is spliced from 2 exons.